AAUCUGUUUUCCUUCCCAGUUUACUACUGCUCGUUCUUUACGUUAAAACAGAAACCCUCCAACGAAAACACUAUUUUCUGUCGAAGUAAACCAUGGCGGCCCAACCCAGACGAGGCGGAGUUUCCGUACCCGACAGACGAUCCGCCUCCAAACCCGACUCCAGCAUUCUCUACAGGAUCAUAUCCUCUUCCAUAUUUUCUCGUGGUAAGCAAGCGGCGAGCGACGCUGCUUUUGUCUCCGAUAAACUCCUCCGUAGCAUCGGCAAAUCCGCUUGGAUCGCCGGAACAACCUUCUUGAUCUUAUUUGUUCCUUUAAUCAUCGAGAUGGACCGCGAGCAGCAGUUCACUGACCUCGAGCUCCAGCAAGCUAGCCUCCUCGGUGCCCCGCCCGCUGCACCCGCGCGCUCAUAAGUAAUCGGACCUAGUCGUAUCAGGUCAGAGCUUCUUGCUGUUUAUAAAAAUUUAUGGCUGUUUUAGGCUAUUCUCCUUCCUUUGUUUACAACACCUUUUAGAUGCAGUCUUAGCAUUUCCCCCCUUUAAUUUAAUUAAGACUGUACUACUUUGGUAUUUAAGUUUUAA
Molecule: messenger RNA, 578 nt
Organism: Hibiscus syriacus
Lineage: Eukaryota; Viridiplantae; Streptophyta; Magnoliopsida; Malvales; Malvaceae
Product: mitochondrial import receptor subunit TOM9-2-like
Exons: 1
Coding region: 93-410 (105 amino acids)
Source: RefSeq, a predicted model, not a curated record